AUGGACGAAUCAAGAGCCUCAAUCAAACCAUCAACAAAAUCAAGCUUGUUCUUGGCAGAAAGGACAAGCACCAUCGAUCUUUUCCAACUAUGGAAGUUGUCGUUGGAAACAAAGUCUUCGGAAAACAUAUCGGUGAAGCCGUCGCUGAGAGCAAUUGGAUCGGCGAUCGAACUCAUCGACGUCAAAAAAGAGGAACUCAAGAAGGCGUUCGAUGACCUCCAAGCCAAAUCUCUGCACCUCUCUUCUUUCUCUUGGUCCGACCUCCAUGCUCACUUCACCAAAAUUCAGAACUCGGUGACUCAACAGUUCCGCAUCCUCGAGUCCCGCGAAUCCUUUCGCAACCCAAUUGAUGGCUCCCCGUUUCGAAGUUCACUUAGUGCUCAACUCAAUCGUCCCCUAAACAGAGAGACCACCGGCUCCCAACACCUUGUACCGUCAAAUGUUGAGAAGCCAUCGUCGUCAAAUUCCGUGGGCGUGCAGUCUGAUGGGUCGGUUCCGCCGUCAGGCCUCGCUGGCUCAGUGGUGACUCGACUAGAACUGAAGGAGUUUUGUGAGAGAAUGGAUGGGAAGGGGUUGAGGAAGUACAUAUACGACAGCGUAAAAGAACGGGGAACUAUCCGAAUGGAGCUUCCCGGUUCAUUGAGGAGUGCUGCGGAUCCUGGGGCAAUGGUUUUGGAUGCAAUUGAGGGGUUUUACUCUGGGAAUUCGCAGUCUAAAGAUGAUACAGAACCAGGAAUCCUCGAAUUAAGGAGAGUUUGUGUGUUUUUAUUGGAGCAGUUAAUGGAAACUUGUACAAGUAUCGAUGAAGAAGUGAGGGAGAGAGCAAAGAAGUUAGCUUUAGACUGGAACGGCAAGGUCAAGUUGCUCAAAGAUAACUCUUUGGAGAUAUUUGUUUUUUUGCAUUUAGUGGCAACUUAUAGUUUGGGACCUAUGGCUGAUAAGGAGGAGCUUGUUGAUUACUUCUUUACCAUUGCUAAAUUCCAGCAAGCUGCUGUAUUGUGUAGGUCAAUUGGUCUAGCGGAGAAAAUUCAUGGUAAGGUUAUUGCUUUCUUAAUUUGA
Messenger RNA from Hibiscus syriacus, 1059 nucleotides. Its product is annotated as truncated FRIGIDA-like protein 1. The transcript has 3 exons. The coding region runs from base 1 to 1059 and encodes 352 amino acids. The record is from RefSeq and is a predicted model, not a curated record. NCBI's taxonomy places the organism in Eukaryota, Viridiplantae, Streptophyta, Magnoliopsida, Malvales, Malvaceae.